Rhinichthys klamathensis goyatoka is the source of this 398-nucleotide messenger RNA. RefSeq names its product centriolar and ciliogenesis-associated protein HYLS1-like. Gene Ontology annotation, cellular component: non-motile cilium; centriole. The record is from RefSeq and is a predicted model, not a curated record. Gene Ontology annotation, biological process: cilium assembly. The transcript is spliced from 4 exons. Lineage: Eukaryota; Metazoa; Chordata; Actinopteri; Cypriniformes; Leuciscidae. The coding region runs from base 87 to 383 and encodes 98 amino acids.
CUGUUAUCUUUUUAUUUUGAAAACGGAACCGCCGCCGUUGUCCUGGUACUGUGAAGACAACAACUAUAACAUCUGACCAUUUAAAGAUGGAGAGUCUAGACUAUUCUGAGGAGGAGAUUCAGCUGCAGUUAGCUGCACUUGGAUACAGUAAUAUUCCCAAAGAAAGACUGCGGGAAUUCAAGCGAGAUCUAGAUCAGCUGAUUCGUCAUGAAAAGUCAAAGAGUCACAGCUCCAGUGAAUGGACUUCUCCAACAUCUCACAGCAGUUCCAGCAAAAGUCCACCAGCGCUUAUUAAGGAAAAGGUCCAACUGAACAACAUUGGUCCCAGUUGUAACUACGUUCUCUUGAACACCAGCUCAGCGGGGCAACAGAGAGAGGUAUGAGUUUUUAAAGAGACG